UCUCAGGGUCUCGUUUCCAAGAUGACCAAGAAAAGAAGGAACAAUGGUCGUGCCAAAAAAGGCCGCGGCCACGUACAGCCUAUUCGCUGCACCAACUGUGCCCGUUGCGUCCCCAAGGAUAAGGCCAUUAAGAAGUUCGUUAUCCGGAACAUAGUAGAGGCCGCCGCGGUCAGGGAUAUAUCUGAAGCGAGUGUCUUCGACGCCUAUGUGCUUCCCAAGCUGUAUGUGAAACUGCAUUACUGUGUGAGUUGUGCCAUUCACAGCAAGGUAGUCAGGAAUCGCUCUCGUGAAGCACGGAAGGACCGAACACCACCACCCAGAUUUAGACCUGCCGGUGCUGCCCCACGACCUCCACCAAAGCCUAUGUAAAGAGCUAAGUCCUUAAGGAUUGAAGAAAAACUGUUCUCUGGAAAAAUAAAAUAAAACAGAUUGUACUUUAUAAA
Neofelis nebulosa (Clouded leopard) is the source of this 443-nucleotide messenger RNA. Its product is annotated as small ribosomal subunit protein eS26. Lineage: Eukaryota; Metazoa; Chordata; Mammalia; Carnivora; Felidae. Gene Ontology annotation, molecular function: structural constituent of ribosome; mRNA binding. The transcript has a single exon. Bases 22 to 369 code for a protein of 115 amino acids. Gene Ontology annotation, biological process: translation. Gene Ontology annotation, cellular component: cytosolic small ribosomal subunit; ribosome. The record is from RefSeq and is a predicted model, not a curated record.